Messenger RNA from Cylindrotheca closterium, 876 nucleotides. The record is from the annotation of a GenBank genome assembly. Lineage: Eukaryota; Bacillariophyta; Bacillariophyceae; Bacillariales; Bacillariaceae.
AUGACCGAAGUGCUGGCAGCAAGAGUAGUCGACAGCGAUGACGAAUCAGAGGAGAAUGGAUCAAACAGAAAGCCGCUUAUGAUCUGCGUCAUCUUGGUCUUGGUUCUGGGGAUUGGAGGAGUCUUAGCGUGGUUCUUCCUCACACAAAACGAAAGUAGUCCCGGGAAUUCAACCGAAAUCAUAAUCCUAACAUCCCCCACUGUAAUGCCAUCUCAGCCUCCCAGUUGGAGUCCUUCCAGUUUGUCAUCCGCAAAUCCAACCGGUAUUCCACUCUUGUUUGACCCGCCCUCCCAAGCAGAGUGCUCUCGCAUUCUAAAUCGACAACCCGUGAGCAAUCAAGAUUCCAUGAUUGUCAAUCCCUUUGGUCUGGAUUUUGACAUCACCGUCGUGGAAGACACUGAUACUGCCUUGUGGAUAGCCACCUUUAUGGCUUCGGUGAUUCGGAAUUUGGUUCCUGAGCUUACUGGAUGUACCAGUCGGCGCUUGCUAUCGGAGGAAGAAUCAUCCAACUUGCGAAAAUUUGACUCUCACCAUCGCAAUCUAAAUGAGAUUCGGUAUGCCAUUGGUAAUGUCGAUGUCAACGCAGAAUUUCAAUUGGGAAGAGCUUGUGAAGCUGAUGCUCCAGCCCCAUGUUUUCGAUUUGUGGUCAAGAUGGAUUUGUAUCUCAAAGAUACGUUGACCAAUUUCCAGCUGAUUGAAUUGGUGGCGAAUGUUAUCGACCCACCCGGAGCCACUCAAUCCUUGGUCCAGAGAAUGGGAUUACCGACCGAUGUCUUUCGGGAAGUGGAAGUAGUCUUGCUUGGAUCGACUUCGGAAUCACCGACGGGCCCACCAGUCGAGUCGUCUCCACCAACCACCACACCAGCCACAAAUUAA